UUCACUGCAGCUGCCCGCCCGACUCAGUGUCGCCGCUCACCCUACCUGAGUCGGAACGCUCUGGGGCGGGGGUGCGGUCGUGCAAUAGGAAGCGGAGCGCCUUGCAAUCUUCUCCUGGGACACCCGCUAACUCUACCGGUCACCAAGACUGGUGUAUUCCUAGCUGACCUCUCGGGUUUCCGUUUUUGGUGCUCGAAGUCCCCUACCCGCAGUAGCCAUGCCUCUCAGCCGCAGUCUCUCUAUGUCCUCGCUUCCAGGAUUGGAAGACUGGGAGGAUGAAUUCGACCCGGAGAACACAGUGCUUUUCGAGGUGGCCUGGGAGGUGGCCAACAAGGUGGGUGGCAUCUACACUGUGCUGCAGACGAAGGCGAAGGUGACAGGGGAUGAAUGGGGUGACAACUACUAUCUGGUGGGACCAUACACGGAGCAGGGUGUGAGGACGCAGGUAGAGCUCCUGGAGCCCCCAACUCCGGAACUGAAGAGGACUCUGGAUUCCAUGAACAGCAAGGGCUGUAAGGUGUAUUUUGGGCGUUGGCUGAUCGAGGGGGGACCCCUAGUGGUGCUCCUGGAUGUGGGGGCCUCAGCCUGGGCCCUGGAGCGCUGGAAGGGUGAGCUUUGGGACACCUGCAACAUCGGGGUACCCUGGUACGACCGCGAGGCCAACGACGCUGUCCUGUUCGGCUUCCUCACCACCUGGUUCCUGGGUGAGUUCCUGGCCCAGAAUGAAGAGAAGCCCUAUGUGGUUGCCCACUUCCACGAAUGGUUGGCAGGCGUUGGUCUGUGUCUGUGCCGUGCCCGGCGCCUGCCGGUGGCAACCAUCUUUACCACUCAUGCCACGCUGUUGGGACGCUACCUGUGUGCCGGUGCCGUGGACUUCUACAACAACCUGGAGAAUUUCAAUGUAGACAAAGAAGCCGGCGAGAGGCAGAUCUAUCACCGGUACUGCAUGGAGCGGGCAGCAGCCCACUGUGCCCAUGUCUUCACCACGGUGUCCCAGAUCACCGCGAUUGAGGCUCAACACCUCCUCAAGAGGAAACCAGAUAUCGUGACCCCCAAUGGGCUGAAUGUGAAGAAGUUCUCUGCUAUGCACGAAUUCCAGAACCUUCAUGCUCAGAGCAAAGCACGGAUCCAGGAGUUUGUGCGCGGCCAUUUUUAUGGGCACCUGGACUUCAACCUAGACAAGACUUUGUAUUUCUUCAUCGCGGGCCGCUAUGAGUUUUCCAACAAGGGAGCUGAUGUGUUCCUGGAGGCGCUGGCUCGGCUCAACUACCUGCUCAGAGUGAAUGGCAGUGAGCAGACAGUUGUCGCGUUCUUCAUCAUGCCGGCCCGGACCAACAAUUUCAACGUGGAAACCCUGAAGGGCCAAGCUGUGCGCAAACAGCUUUGGGACACAGCCAAUACAGUCAAGGAGAAAUUUGGGAGGAAGCUCUACGAAUCCCUUCUAGUGGGAAGCCUCCCGGACAUGAACAAGAUGCUGGACAAGGAGGACUUCACUAUGAUGAAGAGAGCCAUCUUUGCCACCCAGCGGCAGUCUUUCCCACCGGUGUGUACGCACAACAUGCUGGAUGACUCCUCUGACCCCAUCUUGACCACCAUCCGCCGAAUUGGCCUUUUCAACAGUAGUGCCGAUCGCGUGAAGGUGAUUUUUCACCCCGAAUUCCUUUCUUCCACAAGCCCUUUACUCCCUGUGGACUACGAGGAAUUUGUCCGUGGCUGUCACCUGGGGGUCUUCCCCUCCUACUACGAGCCCUGGGGCUACACACCGGCGGAAUGCACCGUCAUGGGCAUCCCCAGCAUCUCCACCAACCUCUCCGGCUUUGGCUGCUUUAUGGAGGAGCACAUCGCUGAUCCCUCAGCUUACGGCAUUUAUAUUCUGGAUCGGCGGUUCCGCAGCCUGGAUGAUUCGUGCUCGCAGCUCACCUCCUUCCUGUACAGCUUCUGCCAGCAGAGCCGGCGACAGCGCAUCAUCCAGCGGAAUCGCACGGAACGAUUGUCAGACUUGUUGGAUUGGAAGUACCUAGGCCGGUACUAUAUGUCUGCGCGCCACAUGGCUCUGGCCAAGGCCUUUCCAGACCACUUCACCUAUGAGCCCCAUGAGGUAGAUGCGACCCAGGGGUACCGGUACCCACGGCCAGCCUCCGUGCCGCCGUCGCCCUCACUGUCUCGACACUCCAGCCCACACCAGAGUGAGGAUGAGGAAGAGCCGCGGGAUGGACCUCUUGGGGAAGACAGCGAGCGUUACGAUGAAGAAGAAGAGGCUGCCAAGGACCGCCGCAACAUCCGGGCACCCGAGUGGCCGCGCAGGGCCUCCUGCUCCUCCUCCACAGGGGGCAGCAAGAGAAGCAACUCAGUGGACACGGGGCCCUCCAGCUCUCUCAGCACGCCCACGGAGCCCCUGAGUCCUACCAGUUCCCUGGGUGAGGAACGCAACUAGCCCCCCACCCCCAUCCCAACCCCAUUCCCUGCCUGUCCUGUGCCCCUCUUACAGAGGGCCUAUGCAGAUGGGGGGGAGGCUGAACCCUGCUCCAGACCCGGAGUGGGACCCCUACCCAGUGUGGUCCUUAGCGCAACCUCCGUUUCAGACACUCCAGCCCUUUGGCUCCUAUCUUGGAGUUCCCGCACUCCACGCCACUGUGCCUUUCUUGGAUUGCAGAAUGCAUUCUUUGUGCACUGAUUUGGAGUCUCCAGGCUUAGACUGGGUCCCAGGGGCCAGGAAUCUACCCUUGUUCUUCAAUGCCAGAGGUUUUAGGACCCCUGGUGUAUCGGUUUCCAGGCCGUGGCUUCAUCUGAUCCUAUAGUCAUACAGAGUACGCUAUGCACCCCUGGGACCACCUCAUGUUCGAUUCUGUGUGGUUUCCCUACACUUGAAACAGCCACGUUCAGAGUUAGACACUGCAGGGAUUAGCAUAAUUGAGUAUUGGCCGUCGAGGUAGCAGUUGGCAGGUCGCUGGCCGUGUGUGCUGGAAGGCCUGAGACUUAGCUCUAGAACCUCAUUAACCUGGUGUGCUGAUACCACACUGUAAUCCCCAGCACUCAAUAGGCAGAGGUUUAAGGAUCAGGGGUUAAAGGUCAUCCUCUGCUACAUCGGGAGCUCAGGGCCAAGCUGGUCAACAUGAGACCCCUUCUCAAAAACAAAGUAAAGUUAGCAGAACGCCUGUGGUCCUCCAUUUCAACCCAUGACUGAGAUGCCAAGACAUGCUGCAAGGUUGGCUUCCCUGGAUAUGUCUUGUUCAUUUCUUCAAAGGAGCAUGCGGAGUUGGACCAGACACCUUCCUGCCUUUUUCUGGACCAGGCCUUAUUCUUUUCCUUGGUCCAGUGUCCUCUCUAGGGAAUGCAUCCAUUGAGGGCAGAAUGUCUACAAACCCCACAACUGCUCAGCCCACUGUGAAACCACUGGGUUCUGGGACCCAGUGGCCGAAUCAGGAGUCUUGUCACUGUGCUGCACCCUGGUCCCCUUUCCUGAUACAAAACCGAGCCACCGGCUUCUUGAAGCCGCACAUGUACCUCGAGGCCUUUCUGCCUGCAAGCGUCUCCUGCCCCCAGGUUCAGUGACCGGCAGGCCCCUCCUCACGUGCUGUGUCUGGCCCAGUGCCUUUGGUUUGCAUUUGGGAGGGGGCGGGCAGAAGGUGUGUGAUUGGAGUGUGUCCAGAGAUGAAAAAAAAAUACACCUGUAUUUAAGAA
Apodemus sylvaticus (European woodmouse) is the source of this 3681-nucleotide messenger RNA. RefSeq names its product glycogen synthase 1 (gene Gys1). Lineage: Eukaryota; Metazoa; Chordata; Mammalia; Rodentia; Muridae. The record is from RefSeq and is a predicted model, not a curated record. Gene Ontology annotation, cellular component: cytoplasm. Gene Ontology annotation, biological process: glycogen biosynthetic process. The transcript has 16 exons. Gene Ontology annotation, molecular function: alpha-1,4-glucan glucosyltransferase (UDP-glucose donor) activity. The coding region runs from base 218 to 2434 and encodes 738 amino acids.